Verruconis gallopava is the source of this 1148-nucleotide messenger RNA. RefSeq lists its product as uncharacterized. The transcript is spliced from 2 exons. NCBI's taxonomy places the organism in Eukaryota, Fungi, Ascomycota, Dothideomycetes, Venturiales, Sympoventuriaceae. Bases 37 to 1119 code for a protein of 360 amino acids. The record is from RefSeq and is a predicted model, not a curated record.
GUCGGCCCGUAAGACUGCUGCUGCAGUCGUAUAUUCAUGGCCGUCCAAGCAACAAUGAAGGGCUCUUCGAAGCCACGCGUCCGGUCGGACGCUCAACUGGCGCGGAAGCGAAGCAUCGAUAGAAUGCACAACCAGGCGAAAAGAGCGAGGACCAAGAGUCAGCUUGAAAAUAUCCAGGCGAACACAAUCCAAAUACAGGAUGACGUUCGAAGGCUGAUGGAUGAGAUGCACGCGCUGCGGAUCACGCUUGAUACGAUUCCAAGAUUUGGAAUGCCUGGUACAAGACCCUCAUGGAGCCCAAGUAAUUGUAGUCGCGCUAUGCAGGAUUGUUCAGCAGGUUUUAACGCCUCCCCUUGGUCGAUCAGCGCACCCGCGGUUCAAGUUCGCUGCAAGCAUGGCACGGCAUGUCCCGUGCAACAUCCUAUCCCCGUAACCAGCCAGAAAGACGAAUCCGGCUGGCAGUACACCGGCUAUGUUCCCGUCGUAUGUCGAUGCGAUUUGCCGCACGAGACGGAAUGCGAAUGUCUGGAGCUGUCGACCUUCAGCAUCUUGUUGCAUUCGCACCAGAAUCUGAGCAACGGCAACUGUCAUGUCAAAGACUUGCCGCGGAAUGCGAGCAUCGCGAAUAUGUUGCUACUUUCAGACGAGGGUAACCCACUCGCUGUACUGCUGAACUCGGUGUUCAAAAGCGUACCUUCCAUUGAAUUACAUACGAUGGUGGCAUCUUACUUCCUAAUGUACCGAUAUCUCAGAUGGAGAGCAUAUCCUGACGCAGAGUCAUACGCUGAAAUUCCGCUAUGGGCACGCCCAACUAUGACACAAACGUCAAAACCGCACCCAGUUUGCAUUGAUUAUAUUCCCUGGCCACCGUUGCGUGACCACGUUCUCAAGCACUCGGGGCAGGAUCCAAGACACACCGUUAAUCUGUACGUCUCUCAUGUUCGUUUUAGAUGGCCUAAGGAGCGAAGCUUUCUUAGCCGGAAUGGCGGAGAAGUGAAGUUGAGUGACGAGUUCAUAUCCGCGAUCAGCGAAUACGAAAAUUGGCGGGUCAGCAGAGAGUGGGCGAAAAUGUUCCCUGAACUCGUCCAUCUGGUGAAUGUCGAGGAGGCAGAUGCAUGAGGUGCCGAAUAGCGCGAAUUACAUUUCCU